Messenger RNA from Orbilia oligospora ATCC 24927, 1986 nucleotides. RefSeq lists its product as uncharacterized. NCBI's taxonomy places the organism in Eukaryota, Fungi, Ascomycota, Orbiliomycetes, Orbiliales, Orbiliaceae. The record is from RefSeq and is a predicted model, not a curated record. The coding region runs from base 1 to 1986 and encodes 661 amino acids. The transcript is spliced from 2 exons.
AUGCCGCUGGCUCCUGCGGGCCAUGGGCCACCGUCAGGGCCUCGAUUGGCCGCUCAUCCGAUAUCCCCAGCCGGCCAACAGUCUUCGAUAUCCUCCCGUUCAAGCAUCUCCAGACCGACACCGAGAAUCACCCGCAACGACUCCUUUGCCUCGAUUCCUGGAGAUGUCUCUCCUGCUACUCUUCGUUCGAAUGCCAAUUUUGACUCUUUCCCCUCACGAAGGGCUCCCGGAUCUGUAGCAAGUUUCGUGGCAGCUAGACCGCCGCCUCGAUCGAGUACACCCGGCAGCACCGUGAGCUCCUCCUCGUCGCCUAUGUUCUUCCACGCCAGCGAUGUCAAAGGAGGUCUCCGUGCUCCGAAAGCACCGGUUCUAGCAAAGGCUCCAGUGGUGGCCAAACCGCCAGUAUCCUCAGCAAAGUUUUUCUAUGCAUCCGACACUCGCAAUGGCCCUUCGUCUCGCUCGCAUUCGCCUGUCAGGGACGAUCUGAACGUUAGCCGCGUUACCUCUCCUCCUCCAAACCAGACACCUCAUCUCACUCCUUCCGGCAGACAUGGUUCCGUCGUUUCCACAACCACCAUCACUCCCUCGAAAACCACCAUCACUCCCUCGAAACCUACCCCUUAUGUCAAAACUAAUGUCACUCCGACUAACACAACGAGACGACGAGACCUCUCACCCGAUCCUCGACCUGUAUCUCCUCGCACCGACAGUAGUACUAGUGGCAGUCAGGCGUCAACAGGACCCAGGUUAAUGGCCAGUCCGAAAAUUGGAACAUCACCUCCUGGAAAACAGUCGCACUUGUCUCACCCUCCACCUCAUCUCCCUUCGAAUCCACCUUCUGCCCCUUCGUCGAACAGAAACUCUUUCACUGCGCCACACCCGCCACAGAUUCACUCCCAGUCGCAUUCCCGACGGCAAUCUGCUGAUUUUACACCACCUGUACGGGCUGCUAGAGCUGGAUCCGUUAGCGGAGUGAGUGUAUAUGAUCAAUCUCCAAAAUCACCGACUCUGCCGCUGCACGCGAUAUCCAGUGCCCAUGCCAUGAUAGAGCAUCAGAAGGAUCUCGCUGCAGCGGCUAGACGAGAGAGAAAGAUCAUGGAUCUCGAAAUUUCCAAUGCUUCCCUCCUCGCUAUCAACAAAACUUUCGAGCGCCGAAUCCGAAAGCAAACAGCCGAACUUCGCCGUUUCCGUCGUUUAGCCAGAGCAGGGCUACUUUCAUCCGAUAAAUUUAAGAAACAUAAGAGAAAGAGCAGCCGGGAUGUUGAUUCCGAAGCAGACCCGGAAGCCGGUGCCGAAUAUAAUUCAGGAGACGAAAGCUCAGAUGAAGAAGAGCUUGACGAGGAAGAGGAAGACGACGACUUGGACGACGAAAGCUCUUCAUCUGGCUCCGGCGAUGGAAAAGAAGAAUCGGAGAAGGAUUUGGCAAAGAGAGCUAAAGACGAAAAACACCUUGCUUCGGAUAUUGAGAAGCAUAGAGCUUUGCUUGAAGCAUCUGCCAAAAUGAAUGCAUCUCUGAAGCGCUGCCACGUUCUCGCCGAAACACUUAUUGAGGAAGGAAAGCGGGCAUUAGAGGUUGAAGCUGAGCUGGAAAAGAAGAGAAGAGCACCACGGGUAGUCGACUCCUCAGACUUCGAUGAAGGGGUUACGGAAUCGGAACUCGACACAGAACUUGAUGACCAAGAUAAUACCACAACAGACGACAACCAAAGCGACAGAAGCGGGGCAUCCACUCCCACAUAUUAUCAAGACAGCGAGGUUGACGGCAGUGGGCCACGCAGCAUCAGUGACUACGAGAGCCGGAGCGAAUAUGAGAGCCGGAGUGAAUUCAGCGGCAGUGAAGGAUAUUACAGCGAAGAUUAUGAAAGCCAAGAUGAAAGGGGUGGCAAUGUGUACGAGGUUGAUGCCCCGGAUGUUCUCCCACGCCUUGACUCCGAAUAUCCGAUAUUGAGAUUAGCCAAGAUGCCCGUCAUUGCGAAGGUACAGUAA